This is a messenger RNA of Cavia porcellus (domestic guinea pig), 17952 nucleotides long. RefSeq names its product sec1 family domain containing 2 (gene Scfd2). The coding region runs from base 129 to 1784 and encodes 551 amino acids. The record is from RefSeq and is a predicted model, not a curated record. The transcript is spliced from 6 exons. Gene Ontology annotation, biological process: intracellular protein transport; vesicle-mediated transport. NCBI's taxonomy places the organism in Eukaryota, Metazoa, Chordata, Mammalia, Rodentia, Caviidae.
AGCGUAGUAGAACGCGACCACGUGUACUGUGUUGACUGUCAAAGUCUGAGGGAACCCAGUUUUCGGAAGCUGUGAGUUCAGAUAGAAGUUUCUGCACCUGAUUUCCCGGUUUGUGCGAAUCCCGAACCAUGAGCGCCCCCGGCGUGCUGUCCUUUACCCAGCAAGGGUGGGAGCUGGUACUGGCCAAAGUAAAAAGGGCUGUGGUCUACCUAGAUGCCGCCUGCGCGGAGAGUUUGCACUGGGGUUGUGGAUCCACCCGUCUCAUGGAGGCAGUGGGGGAUCCUGUGUGCUACCUACGGGAGUUCGAGCCUAAUGCAAUUGGUGGCAAAACGGAGCAGCCCAAGGCGGUGUUUGUAUUGAGCUGCCUGCUGAAAGGCCGGACUGUGGAGACCCUACGAAACAUCAUUUGCCGCAGUCACUUCCAAUAUUGUGUGGUGGUCACUGCCUUGAGCCACGCUGUUCAUCUCACGGCUAACCACGUGCCAGCGGCUACAGCGGCCGAGCUAGAGGGACAACAACCGGUAUUUGAGCAGUUAGAGGAGAAGAUGUGUGAGUGGAUGGGCAGCAUGAAUUACACGGCAGAGGUGCUGCACGUACCAUUGUUGCUUGCUCCUGUUGCUCCUUAUCUUGCCUUGACUCCAGCCUUUGCUUCCGUUUUUCCACUACUACCCCAAGACUUACAUCUACUUAAUAGUGCCCGAUCGGACAAGAGGAGGCUGGGAAACUUGGGUGAGGUGGAUGCCACUGCCCUGACCCCAGAGCUGAUGCUGCAGAUGCGGUGCCUGGUGUCAGGCCUUAGUUCUUUAUGUGAACAUUUGGGAGUUCGAGAGGAGUGUUUUGCUGUGGGUGUCCUCAGCCGGGUCAUCGCUGCAGAUCUGGCCAAUUAUGCUCCUGCCAAGAACAGGAGGAAGACUGCUACAGGCAGAGCAUCUGUAGUCUUUGUGGAUAGAACUCUGGAUCUCACAGGAGCGGUUGGACAUCAUGGAGACAACUUGGUAGAGAAGAUCAUUUCAGUGCUUCCGCAGCUCCCAGGCCACACAAAUGACGUGAUGGUUAACAUGCUGGAGCUCACUGCACUCCAGAUUCAGGAGGAGAAUCAGAAUGUGGUUGCACCAGGUUGUCUUGCACAAGCCAAUGAUUCAGCAGCCAGAGCCCUGUGGGAAGCCUUGCUGAACACCAAGCACAAAGAGGCAGUGAUGGAGGUUCGGAGACAUCUAGUGGAAGCAGCCAGCAGAGAAAACCUGCCAAUCAAGAUGAGUGUGGGGAGAGUCACUCCAGGGCAGCUCACAUCCUAUAUUCAGCUCUUCAAGAACAACCUCAAAGCUCUAAGGAAUCAUUGUGGGAUCCUCCAGCUUGGGCUCGCCACAGUUCAAACUUUGAAACACCCACAGACUGCCAAGUGGGACAACUUUCUGGCAUUUGAAAGGCUCCUUCUUCAGAGCAUUGGGGAGUCAGGGCUGUCUGUUGUGUUAAAUCAGAUGCUGCCCAUGUGUAAGCCAUCAACUCAGAGGACCAAUGAUGACUAUGGCCCCGAGGAUCUGUUGAUUCUCCUCAUAUACAUUUAUUCUGUCUCUGGAGAGUUUACAGUGGACAAAGACCUGGGAGAAGCUGAAGAAAAAGUGAAGAAAGCACUGGCUCAAGUCUUCUGUGAGGAGUCUGAAUUGUCACCUUUGCUGCAAAAAAUCACAGGAACUCGAGAUCCACAGUCAUGCGUGUCACUGGAGACCUGGAAGUGCACCAAGCACAGGACAUGGCACAGAGGAGCCACUUGGCAAAGCUGUUAAAGGAGUGAAUUGAUGCCUAAAACUCUUGAGUUCCCAAGAACUUUGUUUUGUUUUUUGUCGUUUUGAGGCAGGGUCUCUUUAUGCAGUUCAGGCUGGCCUUUAACUCACUUUGUAGCGCAGGCUGGCCUUGAACUCACAGUGAUCCUUCUGCUUCAGCUUCCUGAGUGCUGGGAUUGUAGGCAUUUGCCACCAUGCCCUGCCUUUUUUUUUGAGCUGGAAAAAGAGACAUGAUGAGGCCCUUUGGGGAUAUUAAUGAUACUCCUUAAUACAUGCACAGUUUGGAUGACAACUAGCAAGCGUCCAUUUCCAUGAAAGAUGGUAUUUUAUUCUCAUUUUGUGAUAGGAUACCUUGGCCAUUUUAUGCAAGAGCCUUUUGGGGGACAUUAAACUUUAGUGACCUUAUAAAAUUUCAAUAAAUUUUCUUUCUUUUUAUGUCCAAACAAAUCUUCUGCUCGGUUCAGCUGGCUCUAACAAUCUCUCCAGCAUGAUAGUGUCUCUUUGUCCCACUGUGAGCUUUGAAACACUGAGACUGCAAUGUUUCUGGCUCCCAGAGAACUUUUAUGUUAACCAAAAUUCCUUGUUUUGUUAAUAAAAUCCAGGCCCUGCCCUACCAGGCAUUACUAAAUGCUCUUAUUCCUGUUGUUUAAGACUAAGGCUUCAUAGAUCAUCUGACUUUGAGCAAGUUAUGUCACAUUUUGUGUAUUAAUUUUCUCUUCUGCAAAAUGAGUUUCGUAAUGGUACCUAUGUCAUAGCUUUGUUAGAACUAUGCCUGACAGAUCAUGGGUCUUCAGCAAAUAACAACAACUGUCUUGGUUGGGGUAGUGAUCACAGCAAUGAUGUUUACCUUCAAUUAAAGAAAUGUUACCUUCUAUUAUAGAAAUGUAGCCACUAAGAAAUUUCCUGGUGACUUAGUUUUUUUUCCCCUUUUUUCCAGCUUUAUUAAGGUAUUAUUGACAGAUAUAAUUGUAUACAUUUAUGGCAUGCUUGUUUUCUUUCUCUUAAAUGCAUUUAUUACUUUGAGAAUUAAAAGUCCAUUGGUCACCAAACUAAAAAAAAAUAUUGGACUGCCACCCAACCUAUAGUCAACUUGAUUUGACAAAGCAAGAAUCUUCUAGGUAGAUGUUCAAAAGACUCAUUGCUCUCUGAAUUGUGGUAAGCACAUGACGAUGUUUGGGGGGAGGCGAUUGUCUUCCUGUUGUUAUUCCCCUUUGGAAACCCUAGUUUUACCCUACUUACUGAAGGAAAGCAAUACUCUUAAUUUUUGUAUGAGCUUCUUGUAGUUAGAGGCCAGCCAUGGAAAUGUCAUGUGACAUCACUACUGAUUGGCAGUGGGUUCUGGGUUUCAUUUGUGUUACUGAAAGGGGAUGAGAAUCCUUUCAGUGUUUGGAGGGUUGUGAAAUGAGAGCAUACUUAAAGGGUAUGCCAAGCCUAUUCCAAACACUGGCAGUCCUUACCAGUGUUUGCAAACUAACUUCAAGGGGGCUUGACUUUUGUUAGCCAUCAAACUGCAAGAUUUUAAGUUGGUCUGUCUGUCUCUCUCUCUCUCUCUCUCUCUCUCUCUCUCUCUCUCUCUCUCUCUCUCAUUCAUGCCCUUACAUCAAUUUUAAUUUCAGGGACAACAUUUUUGGAAACAGAAUAUUUGUAUUAGGCCUUUUUUUUUCUAGAUAAUGACUCUUUUUUAGGUCUCUACCCAAGUACUUCUUUCAGUAUGGAUACUUUUUUCAAUAUGGAUACCACCAAAAUAAAAGCUUUUCUUUGAAAGAUGUGAGCAACUUGUAGACUAAGAGGAAAUGUAAUGUAGGGGUUAGGAAGUAGAAAAGGGAGGUGUGGGAGUCAAAAUUUAGUGUAUCCAGCUCUUUCUGCCUGUGAGCUCAGCAAUUCCUUACCUCUUUUUUUCUUGCUUACAGGGCUGGCUGAAGCUGUGCUCUGCCUAGUCUGCUUCCAGCAGCAGCUAGCUGGCCAGUGCCAUGCUACUAUGCCUUGCUCGACUGAGCCCAGAGGAAUAGUCUACUUAUUCUACAUGAUAUUUUAUGGACUCAAAGCAUUUUAAACAUUUUUUUCAUGAUAGAAAUACUUCAGUUAUCUCUUUUUGUGAUCAAAUUAUGUUAACUGGAAAGGUUUAGACAUUUUGUGUAGGUGCAUUUGCACCUAUAGUUUUCUUUCUUCAAUUGGUUCUUCAGCUUUUAUCUUAUGUUGAAUUUCAGGACAUCUAUGACAAAGUGGUGGCAUCCAGAGGUCCUGUGGUUGCUUAAAAAUCUCUUGGUGCUUCAGUGAUGUGUUAAAAUCCUUUUGCCUUGUUCAUGUUCUGGAAAAUCCCACAAUACUGAGCUAUUUGCAUUAGAAAAUAUAUAACUCCGGUUACAGAUGAAUUUAGAAACUCUAAGAGAAUUACCAGGACUACACAAUUUUUACCUCUGUCAGUAUUCUUUUGCCAUAUAAUAUAUCCUAUUAUAUAUCACAUGUAUUUAUUAGUUGUUACCUUAGUUUCCUUUUCAUUGCUGAGACAAAGUGCCUGACAUCUAAAGUUAGGGAUGGAAAAGUUUAUUUAGCUCAUAGUUUGCAGAGUUUUCAGUCCAUUUCUGUUGGCUCCAAGAUAGGAUAACAGUCAUGGUGGGCAGAAAUUAGCAAAGCAAUAAGCAGGGAGAGACGAGACUGUUUCUGUCCCUUAUAUAUUGUAUCUAAACUGCUGGGAUUGGGGUAAUGCCAAAGCAAUCAGUAGACUGAUUUAGCAGUCACACACCCUUAAUUCCAGCAUCACCCCUCCAGAUUGAACUACUUCCAAAACAUCCUAAAACUGCAUGAAGCUUUGGGGUGGCAUCUAGACACAAACUGUAACAGUUGUUUACCAAGUACUUCUAGAAUCCUCCAUCUGGUAGAUUGUGCUUCUUUGCCUUUUGAAGUAAGGUAUAGCAGUAUGAUUUGCUUUUACCAAUAAGAUAUGAACAGAGAGGCUUGUGUCAUUCCUGGGCAGGAGCCUUUAGGAGCUUUUAAAACUCCCCUUCUGAUUCCUGGUGAACAUGUAAUGCGAGAGAGAGCUUCUGUUGUAAGUCACUGAGCUUUGUGCAUUUCUUAUGACAUAAGCUAGCCUAUCUUAAGGAAUAUAUAUUGUCACAUGUGAAAAUAAAAGGCAUAUCUGUCCUGGGUGCUCAAAUAAGACUCCUGCUAACUCUGAAAAACUAUGAGUAAAUGAUGUUUCCAUCUUUAAACCCAACCCUGUGGCCUAGAAAUGAAGUAUUCUGAAUGGCCAAGCCAUUAUUGCUUCUUUAUCCUGAGCCAGAGAGGAAAUCACCCCAUUCAGCACUCAUAGACAAAGCAAGAAAAAGGUAGGCCUCCAAAAGAAAUAGAACCAUCAGAAAGGCAAUAGAUAAGUGUUAGGCAGAUUAAAAUGGAAUAUAUUCUUGUAUCAUAAGAAAUAAUGAGAAAUAUUUGCAGCAUUUUAUUUUAUUCUGGAGCCAAAAUUCCAUUGUUAAACCUUUUAAUCGGUCGUUCAUUAGCUUUACAAAUCUUUCAAGAGAAUUGUAUUGUCUUCUUUAUUGCCAUACUAUACAUAUAUGCCAGAGAAAAAACUUUAAUUUUGCAUGCUCAAAGUGGAAACUGUCAACCCACAGCCAUUUGUCAAUAAUAAUUUAAAAUAUGAAUGUAGUAACAUGACUGCCUUUGCUUCCUUUAAAUUCUUUCCAUAUUAUCCCUAGGAUUUCCGCAAGAUCAGUUUUAGAGAAAAUAUCACCAAUGAGAGGACAAGUCAUCCCUUCUGUCACUGCUGCCUACCUCUGAUGAACCCUUACUCAUGCUUCUCUCUAGAAUCAUGAUGAAAGCAAGUUUUGUGUCACUGCUGUUGUGUGGAAACUUCAAUGCCUCUUUCUUCCUGUGCUCCAAUUUGUCUAUUGACCUAAUUUCUUAUAUUUUUUCUUAUCGCAGCCCACAGUUUCUGCCUUUUAACUUUCCAUGCAUAUACUAUUUAAAUUUGUUGUAAUAGCUGAAAUGUUUGGAUUUAGGUCAACUAUUUUAUUACUUGUUUUCUAGUUCUAUGUUUCAUUAUUCUGUUUUCUGUCUCCUGACUUGUUUUGAGUUGUUUUUAACAUCUUUUAGUGUUUUGUUUAUAUCUUGUGUUUGAUUUCUUUUUCAAAUAAUAGUCUUCUAGGUGCUUCAAGGAGUUGAACAUAGGCAUUUAACAUGAUUUGCUUACAAACAGAAACUAUAUUGUGUAUUUUAGAAGGUAAUUCACUUAAUUCUUAUAACAGCAUGCUUAAGUAUAUAUAAUUAUUGAUUCAUACUUUAAGGAUGAGGAAAUUGAAGGACUUGAAGUUGAAGUGGUUGGACUAAGGUCACGCAAGUGUUGGAAAUAGGUCAGAUUUGCAGAAAAUCUGGCUUCAGAGUCUACCUCUUAAAUUCCUACAUUAAGUACCUCUAAUUAAUUGUGAUUGUAGAAUAAUAAUAACAAAAUAAAGAAAAGAUAAUGCAUCAUUAUUAUUAAACAUUUACUAUAUCUUAGUUCUAAGCUAGGUACAUUAUACGUAGUAUCCCUUUGUACACCUAAUCCAAUGAAUAAGUGUUAAUUUGUUCAUGUUUUAUUGAGAAUUAUGUCAUGUACUGUGCUAAGGCUCUAAACCUAGAAGGCUACAUUUCACAAUAAGGAAAUUCAUUAAACAAAAUGAUUCACUGAUGUGAGUGCAGUUGUGAAAAGUAUCCCAGAGGAGCCUGUUAGUGAGGAAGAGCUUUCUAGCUAAGUUUACCAAUCAGGACAGGAUAGAUUAUUUUGAAAUAACGGUCCUCAAAAAUUCAGUGGCUUGAAACAAUAAAAAUUUGUUUCUUGCUUAUGCUACAUGUCCAUCAGAAGUGGACUGAGAGCUCUGUACUCCAUUGUUAUUUUUGACCUCCUCACUCCAGGAAACUGGCUGACAGAGCUGCCACUAGCAAGCACACAGCUAUUCCCAAAAGAGGAAAAGAGCAAAGUAAACAUAAGUGAUGAUUAAAUCUCUGUCAACAUGUCACACAAUAGCUUCUUCUCAUUGACCAGAGUAAGAUGUAGGUCACUCCUAAUUUAGAGGGCUAGUAGAAGUAUAAUCCUACCUUCCCGAUUGGAUGCAGGAAAAUCAGAAAUAUUUGGGAACCAGCACCAAGAUCUGCCAGGCUUGUCCUCAGCUCAAGGUUACUUUCUUUAGGAGGCAGAGUUUGAGGUGAAUUCAGAAGCAAAAAACAAAGAAAUUGGGGUGAGAAGUAAUAUAGUAUAGUAAAUGAAAGAACAAAUAUGAAUAAGGUGACGGGAUAGAAGAGAGUACUGCAGGCCUGGAGCUAGGUUAUGAUUGGGGAAUGUUUUGGGAAUUUAGCUCAGUGGCAUAAGCCCCUGCCUGGCAAGUGCAAGGUCAUGAGUUCUAUCCCUGGUAUUAAAAAAAAAAAAAAAAUUGGGAAAUGUAUCCUAAAGGCCAUGAGAGCUCAAUGGGAGCUGAUGUGGAGGUUUAAAUGGGAAAAUGCACAUAGUCAAAUUUGUGUUUUCUCCAGGAUCCCAUGGCUAGUGUGGGCAAGAGGCAGUAGAAGAGGGGUGGACAGUAAAUAAUAAUGGGCCAGUGGGGAGGCUAAUGUUUUGGUACAGUUAGAGAUGGUGGUGACUUGUUUUAGGCAGUGAUAGCUGAAAGAAGUGGGUAGAUUAGAGAAACAGGGGUUGAAGAUUGAUCAGGUUCUCUUCCAGGAGUCCCAUGUUUUUUUAGGGAAAAUACUAAGACUAGGAGCGAUAACAGGUUGGUCACUGAGUGGCAUAAUAGGAAUUCAAACCUGAGUCUGAUUUCUAGACUCGUGUUCUUACCUCUCGUAUUAUACUCCGUCAGGAAAAUGGUCUGAGGAGGACAGUAUGUCCCUCCAGUAAAGAAAAGGCACAGAUUUUUAGGACUCUGUCUUGACUAAGAUGGAGUUUAUAGUGUUUUUCAUGGUAGAAGUCUUAACUCUUCUACCAUUCUUUGCUCACCUUAGAGCCAUGCCAGCGGUGCAGCAAACCCCAGUUUUGCAUUUAUACAGAGGUAACAUGAAAAUCAAAGUCAAAGUGCUUCCAUUUGAAUUAAUUUAUUGUUAAUGUUUAAUUUCUUAAUUAUUUUGUAUUAUCAAAUGUUUUAGGCUUGGCUAAGUGUCUUAGAGGUUUUAGUUGACCCCAAUUUCUUUCUUACCACCCCCAACCUCACCUCCUACUCUACUUUCUCUUUUCUUUUUUAUUUCUUCAUCCAUCAUUUACUCAUCAAGAACUUUCUGAGUAACAUUUAUUUUAGGGCAGCAUGGCAGAGUGACUCAGGACAUGGACUCUAAAGUUGUUCUGUAAAACACUCUUCCAUCCUUUCUACUGACAUUACAGUUCUAGGCCCAUUUCAAUAUUUGCUGGUCUAUGCAGCUUUAUUAGCUUCUAUUGAUGAGUCCUAAGGGACCUGCAUUUGUUGUAGAUGUUUAAGCAUGCUCAUCUCACGCUAAACCUUUAGUCCUCUUUGUAGUCUAUUUUCCUUGACAAUGAGUGUCUCAUUCACUAUUCUUCUUUUGCUUCUCCCAAAGUACUCACCAUGGUGCUAACCACACAGUGAUUUCCUAAUGCACCCAACAAGAAGAUGAUGGAGUUUUUUCUUAUCCUUCAUAAAAAACUACUAUUUCAGUAUGAUCAUCUAUGAAACACAAGCAGUUUUGAAAUGUAGUAAAAAUUUCAAAUAGCAUAACCAGAAACCUAAAUUAAUACAUUAAAAUAUGAAAAAUUUUAAACAGUGUAAUUAACAAUGUCACUGUAGUUUUGAUAAAGAAAUACAAAGUUUUACUUACUUAAUUAAUUUCUCUUCUCUUCUCAAUUUUAUGCCCAGGAAUGUACAAUGCUGAAUAGCUUUCUACCAAGAAUAGUCCACAGUUUGUUCUAACUUUUGCUUUUAUAUUUAGCAUAAAAAUGUGCUUGAAAGUGAAAACUUCAGAGAUAAAUGGAACCCAAAAUAAUUCAGUUAUGAUAUUAAAAGAACUAAAGUUAUAUGCACCAUAAAGUUCUAUAAGAGUAUAUUUUGGGGCUGGGGAAUUAGCUCAGUGGCAUAAGCUCCUGCCUUGCAAGUGUGCAGUUGUGAGUUCAAUCCCUGGUACCGAUAAAAACGAAAAAGACAAAAAAAAAAAAAAGAGUAUAUCUUGUUGUUACUAUCCUACCUUGUUUCUUGUUUACCACCAAAUCUCUAAUUAUAUUGUGCUGGAUGAUCCCAUGAGCUACAGAGACUAGAACUCUCGGGACAUGGCAGGUGGUCUCUGUCAUGUGAUUCUGUCUUAAGCAAUGAAUAGCACAAGCUGUUCAAUUGGCAUGGAUUUUGUUUUUGUUUUAAAUAAACUUUAUUUUUAGAAUGGCUUUAGAUUUACAGAAAAAUUGCAAAACUAGCACAAAGUUCUCAUACAUCCUUGGUCCAGUUUUCACUAUUAUUAGUAUAUGUACUAGUUAUUAUUAAUUAAACACGUAUUAGUAUGGCACAUUGGUUCCAAGUAUCAAACAGAUACAGAUUCAUUAUUAUUAGCUAAAUUUCCUUAAUAUUUACCAAAUAUCUUUUUGUGUUCUAGGACUAUAUUAUAUUUAGUUAUCAUGUAUUCCCAGGCUUCUCCUGGCUGUGACAGUUCCUUACAUUUUUCUUGAUUUUGGUGGCCUUGAAACUCUUGAGAAGUACUGCUCAGGUGUUUUAUAGGAUAUCUUGUAGUGGAGAUUCGUUUUAUGUUUUUCUCAUAAUUAGACUGGCAUGAAUUAAGAAAAUCACAAAGGAAACCUGCCAUUUUAAUUGUAUUGUAUAAGAUAUAUGGGGUCAAUGUGUUGUUGACCUUUACAAUCUGCCUGAAGUUACGUUGUUCAGGUUUUUCCACUGUACUCUCUUCGUUGUGCUGUUAAUGUCUCUCUUUGCUAUGCUGUACUCUUUGGAAGGAAGUUACUGUGCCUAGCCCACACUCAAUGAGUGGGAGUUUUGCUCCACUAUGUUGAGAGCAAAAUAUCUACAUAAAUUACUAGGCAUUUUUCUGCCCAAAGAGAUUUUUCUCUUAUUUAUUUCAGUAUGGGCUAGUGGAUAUUUAGUUUAUAUUUUGGUUAUAAAUGUUUCAUUUCUUUUGUUUCUCAGAAUACUCUAGUUUUGGCCAUUGGUGCCCUUCAUGCAGCUUCUUUCACUCUCACUGCUUCCUUCCUUGCAUUACAAAUUGAGACAGACUCAUUUUGUGUAUUUCCUACCCCUGUGCUAAAAUCAGCUAUUUAAAGUGCUAUUACUAGAGGGGUUGGGGAAUCAAGACCCAUGUUUGUUGCUGUUGGAAUAUCAUUGCUCUUUAUGUCCUCUUAGCUGACAGAGUAUCAAGAUGUAUAUAUUUAUACAGAUCCAUACCAAUGCUUAUAUUAUAGAUUUUAUUGUAAAACCAUUUGUCUUCAGAUUAAGCUAAACAGUAUACCAGUGGCUUCAAUACUACUUAUUACACAUGAAUCAUUCAGUGUAGAGGGGAAUAAAGGGAUCCUAGACUCAUCUCCUUGUGUGUCUAUAUAAUUCACACUGACAGUAGAAAAAGCUUGGCUCCUGUUGUCAUACAUUUAUUAGUCUACAUUCAUCCUCAGCCCACCUUGAAGACGAUGCAAGUGAGAUUGCAGGCUUUGUAUCCAGAGACAUUUGAUAUUUAUUCCCCUUCUCUUUUAUGUUUAUUUUGAUCAUCUGGCUGAGGUCUGUUUUCUACUUGUCAGAUUGUUACUGUGUUCUUCCUGUAACUAACAGCCAGGUCCUUGUCAUUUCUUUUGAUACCAUAUAAAUAUCCUGCUUCUUUUUAAUUAUUUUUUAUUUUAAAGAGGAUAAAACAAAUAAAACCAAUCAAAACAAACCAUGUAAAAGAUACAGGACUUCAAAACAUUACAAAAUCAGCAACAGUUAUCAUAAUGCCUUUUGAUGUCUUCAAAAUAGCCACAGAUAACUGUGGACAUAGUAAAAAUCAAAAAGAACAAAAUAGAAUAGAAACAAUAAAAACAAAACAAUGAAUGCAGUAAAGGACUUCAAAAGAAGCCUAUAGUAAAUCCAAAAUUACUACCAUAAUAUCUUGCUAUCUUUGAAAUAGCUGCUCCUGCCAUUGGAUUUAACAUAAUGAAACAAAACAAAAGAGAAUAAAACCUAGCCCAACAAAACAAUGGAGAUGAUAUAGGACUUCCAAAACAAGACCAUAGGGAAUCAACAAUGGCUGUAACCCUCAGAAGGCGAUCCCCUCUAGAUGUCACACUGCAUACUGCUAUCCUCUGAACCUAUGAUUAGAUCACUGGCCCUAGACCUGCAAGAAACACCAAAAAGCACCACAGGCAUCCAAUUACAUUUCAUCUCCAAAGCUAUCAUCACAGCCUGUGUUUCUCCUGACAUGCAUAUGGCAGGGUGUGUGUGUGUGUGUGUGUGUGUGUGUGUGUGUGUGUGUGUUUGGUACUUCUUGUUUGCCAGCCCGUGCACUGGAAGGGAGUGGGGUCUGUCUGUCCCAGUCUGCCUGCAGCCCAUGCAUGGUGCUGGUUCUCAUACUGGGCUUGCUUGCUGGUAUGGCUUUGUUCUCUCUUAAAUAUCCUGCUUCUAAUUAAACUUUCUCCCAAUGUUUUUGUCCCAAGUGAUCUUACAGACAUGGUGAUUUUUAACUGUGCUCCUCUAUCCACUCAUCACAAGUAGAAAUAGCCCUGGAUCUGUGUGUGUGUGUGUGUGUGUGUGAAUAAUUUAGUAAGUUGUACUUUAUUAAUUUCGGUGUCUAGUUAGGUUUGGUAAGUGGGAACUGCUUUAAACUGGUUUUGGUAUGUUUUUGACAUGCCUUAAGGAUGCAGCACUUUCUUAGUUUUUGAUACAAUAAAGCUUACCUUACACUUUUCUGGCCUCAUUUCUAGAAUCUGCUAUUGUUUUCAAGAUCCCUUGGUUCUUUUCAAUGGGAGUUUCAUAUAGCAACCAAGAUCUAGAAAUUUGGUAUGGUUAUUAUUACUGAAAAAUUCUAGGAUGCUCAAGAGACAUUAGGGAAAGAAAGUUUUAUAUGUAUGUAUAUAUACAAAUACGUAUAAUAUAUGAACAUGUGCACAUAAAAGCAUAUCUUUAUUAGAACAUAUGUAAAAUUAUGACUGCCUUUCUAAUCUGACGUCUCAAGGUUCAUCCUUACCUUUAUUAAUGCUUAUUUGUGAGUCAGUUUUUUCCAUAGUGAAAGGCCUGGCUCUUGGCAGUGCAACACAUUUACUUUAUUUCCCUAGUUGUACAGGACAUAAAUUAAAAGAAAAGAUCAUUUCAAAAUUGCUGAAUUCAUUCCAUUUUUUAGCAGAAAAGUCUGCUAAAGAUAGAUCAAGAUUUACUAGCACUUUUUCUAGACUGAGAGAUAUAUGUAUAAUUUUGGUAUUCCAAUAUCAUAGAUUUGUCAAGUGGGAACUCAUUUAAGCUGGUUCCCAUGCUACCAUUAUUUGAUGGGACCUUCUUACUUUCUGGCACAACAAAGCUUAUCUUAUGCCUGUCUUACCCUUAUCCUUGGAAAAUUAUUGCAUUUUAGUGUUACUUGGAUUAUUUCUUCCCAAAGCUGCUUUCCAGUCUGUCUCCAGUUUGGUUCUAUUAUUUAGUCAGGUUUCAUUUAGAGUUAUUUAUUCACGUUUGUUUUUCUAUGUGUAUUUAUUUAAUUGUAUUUUUGAACAUGUAGAACAUGUAACAUUCUUCCGAGUUUAAAACUAUGUAAAUAGUUACAGUGAAAAAUAUCACUCUUUUCUCUGUCCUUUCCAGCCUGUCCUUCUAUCUCAUCCCUUUAUAGGUAACUUGUUAUAAUUUUAAUAUGAAUUUUUCUUUUAAGUAAAGUUGAACAUAUUUUCAUGUUUCAAUGUAAAUUUUUAUUUUAUGUGAAUUGUCUAUUCAUGUAUUUUGCAUGUUUUCUAUAAUAUUUUGGUCUCUUUCAUAAAAUUUUAGAGUUAUUUACAAAUUAGAGAUGUUAGUUCUUUAUGAUAUAUUUGCAAGUAUUUUCUCAUUUAUUUGUGUUGUGAUUUUGUUUGUGGUGUUUUGUUCUUCAAUCUUUAUAGAUGGUCAAAUACAUUAAUUUUUUUAAUAUGUUUAGAUUUUGAGUCAUAAUUACAAAAAUAUCUCUCUCAGGUUAUAGAAAACUUACUUAAAAUUGAUUGAUCAAAAUUUCUUUUUCCAGUGGCUGUCCUGUUGCUCCAACACUACUUGUUAGAAAUUCUGUCUUUGCCCCAGCAUUUUGAAAUGUACUUUAUCACAUGCUAGAAUAAUUUGCAUCUAUAGCUGACUUUCUUUCUGGGUUUCUGUACUGUUUCAUUUAUCUGUGUGGCUCUUUGUGCUUUUAGUUAUAGAGACUUUAUAUAUUUGGUAUAAUUAUUCUACCCAUGUUGCUUUUCCUUUUCAUUAUUUUCUAGAUAUUAUUGUUUUUUUUUAAAUAUGAAGUUUAACAUAUAGUAAAAUCAAUUGAUCUAAUUUCAGGAGAAAAAAGGUUAGUUUUUUAAAAAGCUUGGUUUUCAUAAUAUUUAUAUUCUGACUUAAUGAGAACAGACAUCUUUUGAUGAUAUUGAAGCAUCAUAACCAAGAAGCAAGAAUGUCUUUUGAGUCUGCAUUUAUGCUUUAGAAGAGUAUUUUAUUUGUAUAUGUUGACACUUCUAUUUAUUCUAAUCUAUUUUCUCUUUUUCCAUUGUUACUACAAAGGAGAUUUCUUUACUACUGUAAAUUUUUCAAAACACUGCUUUAUACAUUGUUUUUUAAAUUUUGAACAACUAUCUCAACAGAGGCAAACUGUGUACUGGCAUCAAAGGUAUUUCUUCCAUGAGUAACUUCCUCUAUAUCAGUAGAUAAGUUUAAAGCUUCACACAUGUUCUGUGAACUACUGGUACCCUUUAUUAUCUAGAAUUUAAAAGAUCAACUGUUAUCAAAUAAGAAUAUCAUUCUGGAAACUCUGGGAGUUGCUCUGGAAUACUGCAACAGGAAUGUUGUAAUAGGGGUCAAAGAGAGGAACAGGAUCAGAUAGAGAGAGAGGCCCCAGUCUCUUUAUAGGUUUAAAAUACAGCUCUUAGUCAUCAUAGAAAUGAGUGAUAUAGAUCCAUAAAGCUUCUGGUCCUGAGUGUCUACAAGCCAUUCCUUUGUAUAAUGCAUCAGAGGUAACGUGUGCUAAAUAUUUUACUAUUCAGAAAGUAUUUGUCCUUUCUUCCUGUCCAUGGGAGCUAUAAGUGCUUCAGUGUAAUUUUUAUGUUUGACAUUUUUCUGUCUCCAUUGAGGCAUUUGAAGUUAUGCCAGAAGUGGAGAUCUUUCUUUUCUACACUUAAUGUCACAGCUGGGACUUGCAUAAUUCAUUCUUAAACACAGUUUAGGGGUGGUGAUUAUUUAUAUAAAAGUUCUGAUAUUUGCAGGCCUGAGAAUUUUACAGAAAUUCUACUGUUUUUAUAUUUCACUUUCCAAAUUGGUGUAUCUUACAGUCAUUGCAAAAGAUAGUAAUAAAUACAAAAAAGAAAGAAAGAAAGGAAGGAAGGAAAGAAAGAAGGAAGGAAGAAAGGAAGGAAGGAAGGAAGGAAGAUUGAUUGCCUCAGAAUAGUACAAAAGUAACCAGAAAUUCACUGUUAGUACCUGUUGAGUAGGACUUAGAUUGUAUGUGAUUCCAUAGGGAUCCUUGUGGAUCUGUUCAUUUAUUCCAUUCGUUUUUCAUCCGGGUCUUAUUCUCAUAGGAUGCUUUUUCAGAAAAUUUGUAAAAACAUCCCUUUAAUAAUGGAAAUUUAAUAUGGGAAUUUGUAAUGUAGUCCUAUACAUUUUUAACACCUAAUUUAAAAGGUAUUUUUUUUUAUCUAGCAAGGAUAUUUUGGCUAAUUAAUCAGAUUUUUUUUUAUUUUAAAAAAAGAUUAAGAUAAAAGAGGACAUAACAAAAUAGGUCAGAACAGAACAGUUUAAGUGGCUAACUAAUCAGAUUAAGAAACCAUUUGUUUCUCACUGUACAGAUACAUAUAUGCACAUUUAUUUAUUUACUUGUAUAAUUUAUUUAUAUAUAUGAUGACAUUUUAUAUAUGAUGGCAUUUCUGAUUCUGCAGGACCAUUACUAGGCAUUUUAAUAUUUUUAAAAGUAGUAAAUGAUCAGUAGAUCAUAUUUGUUAUAUAUUUCUAUAUCAAUCAUUUUUUCAAUGUGUUUGUUCUCCAUAGAAGCUCUCAAAAGUAGUUACUAUUAUCUUAUAUUGAUCAGAUGAGAAAGCUGAGCUAGUUAGAUAACUUGCGCAAACUCAUGUAGGUUGCAAGUAUUGAUAAUUUCAUUCCUGAGUUCUGAAGCACUAUAGAAAUGAAAGCUAAGUGUUCUGUAUAUUAAAACAACAAAUAUUAGAGUACUGCUAUUAUUAUUUUCUUGCUCAGCUACCUGAUAGCCAUUCUGGUUUCCUUUUAACUUGUUCUAUGAUUUAUUGAUAUUUCUUAUACUUUUGAACUGGUUUUUUCUUUGUAUUUUUUAUGUCUACUGAAUUAGACUGAGAUUCAAUUCAUUGCCUUCUCCAAUGUUUACAAAUAUUCAUAUACUUUUUACUAAUGCAUAUUUAUUUUUUUAAAUUGAGGAACAUAGUCAAAUGUAGAUUAACACUCAUUAGAGGAUAUAUAGUGAGAAAAAGGGUUAUGAAUUGUGUUUUUGGUGGGCACAAAGGAGGAGGAAUAUGAUGAUAAUUUUCUCUUUUCUAUUUCAACUUCAUGCUUUCUGAAAUUUUGUGAUGUCAUGUGGAAAAAAGAUUACAGAAAUAGUGUAAUCUCUAGGGAUGAAAUUGGUGAUUGGAAAAUUGAUGAAAAUUGUUUACUUUUUGUGUAUUUCUAACAUUAAUAGCAGUGGUUGAAAUGACAGAACCAAUUGUAAUGGUACUUGUAUUCACUUAAAAUGCCUGGAUAUAGCAGUGAACAACUCAGGCAAUGAUUCUUACCUAUAGAGCUGACAGUUUAGCUGGUGGACGCAUUCAAUACCAGUAAUCAUAGUACAUGGAUAGAUAGGUGAGUGGAGAUAUGCAAAAAAAUUAUAGGAUAGCUUCAAGGAGCUGAUGAGACAAUGGGAAUAAAGAAUCAUACAGCAGUUUAGGAAGUCAGAGAGCAUGUGUGUGCAUGCACACAUGUGCACAGAAUUAAGUGGAGAUGUCAGGAAAGGACUCAUUGAGAAGACAAGAUUUGCAAACAAGUUGAGGGAGUUUAGAUGUGUGGGUUGGAGGGAGGGAAGCUUAGCAGGGAGAGAGAACAGUUAAAGCAAAGCUUCGCUGAGGUAGGAGUGAGUCUGGAAUGUUUAAGGAACAGAAUGAGCAAGAUGGCAGUGGGCAGCAGCAGCUAUGAAUCUAUGGGGCCUUUUAAAGACUGUGGUUUGAACUCUGAGUGAAAUACAGAGUCAUUGAAGUAUUUUUAGCGGAAGAAUGACAUGAUUGGAUCUUGCUUUUAAAAGAUCAUAUUGUGUGCUCGUUUAAAAAGACCCUGAAGAGGAGAAUGAGAGCAAAAGCAGAGAGUUUUUGAAUAACAUGGGUGACAUGUGGUGGAAGCAUGGACCAGUUUGUGAUAAAGGCAGUGAAAUUAGAUUCUUGUUACAUGAAGGUUAUUCCCUAAGGAUCGAAUGUAAAUUAGAAGUGAGACAGAAGGGGGAAAAGUCUGUCAAAGAUGACUUGUACAAGAAAUAAUAUGAAGAAUGAACAAAUGGGAUUAUAUCAAAUUAAAGGCUCUGUGCAAUAAAGGAAACAGAGAAAGAGAUAACCAAUAGAAUGGGAAGAAAGUGGCCAGCUACUCCUUGGUCAGUGAACUGAUAUCUACAAUAUAUAAAAAAUUAACAAAAAAUGGUAUCUCAAAAUAAAAGACCCGAUUAAGAAAUGAUCAACUAAAAUGAAAGAGGAAGAAUUAGUAGUAUAAAUGACUAGUUAGAAGAAGUAUAAAUGGCCAAUAACUACAGGAAAAAAUGAUCAAUGUCUCUGGCCAUUAGAGAAAUGAAAACUAAAACAACAUGGAGUUCUGUCUUAUUCUAGAAAAAGAAGCUAUCAUCAAGAAGUCAAAUAUAAAAAGACUGAUGAGGCUUCGGGGCGGGGGGAAGGAACCCUUUUACGUUGUUCAUGGGAAUGUAAACUGAUACAGUCACUAUGAAAAUCAGUAUGGAGAGUCCUCAAAACACUAAAAACAGAAGUUCCAUUAAACCUAGUUAUUCCCCUUCCAGGAAUCUUCCUGAAAGAGUUAAAGAUGUCAUAUUAUAAUGGUACAUGUAUACUCAUUUUCAUAGAAGCACAAUUUAGAAUACCUAAAUCUUUGAAAUAGGCUUAAGGCCCAUCAACCGAUAAAUUGAUAAAGAAAAUGUGGUAUUUUUACAUGAUGGAGUACUAUGCCAUAAAGAUAAACUUGAGUCAUUUGUAGGGAAAUAGAUGCCCCUUGAGACUAUAAUAUUAAGUAAAAUAAAUAAGACACACAAGCUUAAAUAUUGCAUAGUAUCUCUUAUAUGAGAAACUCAAAGUAUAUAUAAAUUAAAGAGCAAAAUAAAAGAUGAUAGGAAACAAAGAGAUAGGGGAACAAGAGAUGGAAGAGGGAAGGGGGGGUGGAAAAAGAGAUGUCAAAAUAAUUGAGAUGUGUUAAUAUGAUGAAUGUAAUCAUUGUGUACUGCAAAGCAUGUACUGUGAAAUAUAAAAAAAUUUUAACAUUUACCAUUUGUAGUCAAUUUGACUUUGGGGAAGAGCUCAAAUAACAUGGUACCAGUUCCAGUGAAUAAGGUGAAUGACACACUGUAAUUUUUUAUUUGACAGCAAUUAUCAUAAGUGGUUGAUCAAUGAGGGAAUGAUUAUAAUAUAGUGAGUGAAUGUUUAAAAUUUUAAAAUUUGUUAUAGUCAAAACCACAUUGGCCCUAACUUACUUACAAGUGUGCAAAAUACUCCCCAUCACUUUGAACACACUUAUCUAAUUAUUUUUGGCAGUGUGUCUCUUAACUUAAUAAGUUGUUAAAAUUUAAACAUUCAUUGUAUCUUUCAAUCACCUGUUGAAUGUCAAUGAUGCUACUAACAGGACAAGUGAGAUAAAGACUGAGUGUUUGUCACUGUAAUUUUCAACAUAGAGUUCAUUGCUGAUACAAUCAAUAGCAGUGGAGAGAAUGGGCAAAGUUAUGUGGGAGUAAGUUUAAGAGAUAAUGGGAAUGUGAGACAUAUAAACUGCUCCUCAGUGAGAGAGACAGAGACAGAGACAGACAGAGACAGACAGACAGGCAGACACCAACAGAA